This is a messenger RNA of Penicillium antarcticum, 2367 nucleotides long. RefSeq names its product putative phospholipase A2 (PlaA). Gene Ontology annotation, molecular function: A2-type glycerophospholipase activity. Gene Ontology annotation, cellular component: cytosol. The transcript has a single exon. Gene Ontology annotation, biological process: glycerophospholipid catabolic process. NCBI's taxonomy places the organism in Eukaryota, Fungi, Ascomycota, Eurotiomycetes, Eurotiales, Aspergillaceae. Bases 1 to 2367 code for a protein of 788 amino acids. The record is from RefSeq and is a predicted model, not a curated record.
AUGGGCGCUGCGAGGGUAACUGGUCUUAAAUGGACGGUACCCCCGGCCGCCCUAGCUGCAUAUACUGCGGGGGAAUGGUCUCACCCCAGAGCGAAAGCGCGCUUCAGUGCCUCCAAGCCUCAAUUCACGAAUGAUUUCAAGUCUAAUCCACCGUCAGACGACCAAGAGAAGGACUAUGGCUCCAUCUGGAAUAACAUUGUGCAUAAGCUCGACGGAGUUAAGCAUACUGUUGGCUCAGCUGAGUGGGUAGACGUGGGCACUAUUACCAAUCUCAUCAUCCCGGACUGGGCACGAUAUAUCCCAGCUACAGCCCAAAAGCUCCAACGAGAGCUUUCUCUAUCUCCUGGGUCCUUGGCAGAUGACAUCUGGAAGGAGGCGCAGGACCCGGAUAUCAACCCUGAAAUCCUGCAAGAUGCCCAGGUACGCGUGAGCGGUGAUCUCUGCGACGAGGAACAGGUGUUCAGGCGUCAUCGGCAAAAGAGAGUCGUGAAGGCAUUAGCUUCAUACCUUGGAAUUGCCGAGGAGGACAUCCAUCCUGACGAUGUCCCAGUCAUUGCCAUGUGUGGCUCGGGUGGUGGCUUGCGUGCACUUGUUGCGGGUACAGGUUCGUACCUUGCAGCGCAGGAAGCAGGACUGUGGGACUGUGUCACCUACACUGCCGGUGUCAGCGGUAGCUGCUGGCUGCAGACUCUGUACCACUCGUCGAUCGCGCAUCGGGAUUUCAACAAGCUGGUUGAUCACUUGAAGAACCGACUUGGUGUUCAUAUUGCAUUCCCACCUGCAGCUCUUAAUCUGCUGACAACUGCCCCGACAAACAAGUACCUUCUUAGUGGUUUUGUGGAAAAGUUGAAAGGCGACCCCGGGGCGGACUUCGGGCUGGUGGAUAUCUACGGAUUGCUCCUUGCAGCGAGACUGUUGGUUCCGAGAGGAGAGCUUGGAGUUUCGGAUCGAGAUUUCAAGCUGUCCCACCAAAGAGUCAACUUGAUGGAUGGUGCCCAUCCGCUUCCUAUUUACACGGCGGUUCGCCAUGAAAUCCCCGUUCUCGAUGAAGAAAACAACAAGGAUGAAAAGAAGCCCACUCCUGAGCAGCUGAUGAAGAAGUCGCGGAACGAAGCAUGGUUCCAGUGGUUCGAGUUUACUCCCUACGAAUUCUUCUGUGAAGAACUCAAUGCCGGCAUUCCUACCUGGGCACUGGGUCGCCACUUCAAAGCAGGUCGCUCAGAGGCUACUUCCGAAUAUCUCCCUAUUCCAGAGUUAAGAGUCCCCGGCCUGAUGGGUGUUUGGGGAAGCGCUUUCUGUGCAACCUUGUCCCAUUACUACAAAGAGAUCCGGCCUCUUGUCAAGGGUCUUGCUGGCUUCAGUGGUGUUGAUUCCCUCAUCCAGGGCAAGAACUCAGAUCUGAUCCGAGUGCACCCUAUUGAUCCUGCAGGCAUACCAAACUAUGUUAUGGGUAUGAAAGAUCAGCUACCAGAUUCCUGUCCAGAAUCUAUCUUCCGGAACGACCACUUGCGUCUUAUGGACGCAGGCAUGAGUAACAACCUCCCAAUUUACCCACUUAUUCGACCCGGACGUGAUGUCGAUGUGAUUAUUGCCUUUGAUGCAUCUGCAGAUAUCAAACAAGAGAAUUGGCUUUCCGUCGUGGAUGGAUACGCCAAACAGCGUGGCAUCAAAGGCUGGCCCGUCGGUGCCGGCUGGCCCAAAGCGAACGCAAGCAUCGAGGACGCCGAGAAAGCCCUGCGUGAGCCUCAGAACAUCACCGACGACCAAGCAAACAAAAAACUGAACAAGGCCAAAAGCCAUGACUCGAACAAAUCAGCCUCCGAUCGAAAGGCCAGCGCCAGUACAGACUUAGGCUACUGCAACGUUUGGGUCGGCACCACAGAACAGCGCACCUCAAACGAGGAACCUCCACCAUCAAAACGACUCUUUGAUCCUCUUCAUAACGAAGACCAUUCGGAGUCAGAUUUCCAUCUUAUGCGCCCAGAUGCCGGUAUCGCCGUCGUCUAUUUCCCCCUACUUCCAAACCCGGAUGCAUCAGGCGUCCCACCCAAACCUCAAGUUCGUCCUCGUGCAGCAGCUCACUCUAUGAGACAAGAUGCCUCCCAGACCAAAGACCCUGAACAACCCCUCGCCCCACACCCCAACUCGAUUGAUCCAGAGGUUGAUGAUUUCUUGUCCACAUGGAACUUCAUCUAUACGCCUGAGCAGAUUGAUUCGGUGGUUGGUCUUGCCAAGGCCAACUUUUCUCAUGGCGAGGAGCAGACCCGUCGUGUUAUCCGCGCUGUCUAUGAGCGGAAGAAGACUGAUCGAUUGAAUAAGGAGGCGCAGGAGCAUCGGAAGCAGAUGGAGGGAUUUGUCCCUCUGUGA